Messenger RNA from Pygocentrus nattereri (red-bellied piranha), 4161 nucleotides. RefSeq names its product neuraminidase 1 (gene neu1). NCBI's taxonomy places the organism in Eukaryota, Metazoa, Chordata, Actinopteri, Characiformes, Serrasalmidae. The transcript is spliced from 6 exons. Gene Ontology annotation, biological process: ganglioside catabolic process; oligosaccharide catabolic process. The record is from RefSeq and is a predicted model, not a curated record. The coding region runs from base 135 to 1286 and encodes 383 amino acids. Gene Ontology annotation, molecular function: exo-alpha-sialidase activity. Gene Ontology annotation, cellular component: cytoplasm; lysosome; membrane.
GCACAUCAUAUGAUGAAGUUGUGAAGAAGCCGAACGUCCCGUCCGAGUUUCCUGAUCAGAUCGGUCAGCGCCGAGGAUCGAUACCGGACUCCGGAUCACACGAACGCGCAGGAGAGGCUGCUUCUGGCUGCGGGAUGGAAGGCGUGAGGCUGGCGGCUUUGCUCGCGGUCCUGCUGCAGGCGGCUGCGGGGCGCUCGCAGCUCCCACAGAUUGAUCCGCUGAUUUAUGAUGAGCAGCUGCUGUGGGUGGGCGGGGGAGCAGGUGAAGUGAACACGUACAGGAUCCCUUUGCUGACGUUUACAUCACAUGGAAGUCUGCUGGCCUUUGCUGAGGCCAGGAAGCAUUCGUCAGGUGAUGUCGGGGCUAAAUUCAUCGCAGUGAGACGUUCUGAAGAUAAAGGAGCCACAUGGUCUCCCACAUCCUUCGUAGUGGACGACGGUUCUCUGGUGGAUGGUUUGAACCUGGGCUCGGUCGUGGUGGAUGAACAGAAAGGCUCUGUGAUGCUGAUCUACUCCCUGUGCUUCCACCUUUAUCAAUGCAGCCCCUCCAGCACCAUGCUGGUGGAGAGCCUGGAUGAUGGUCAGACUUGGAGCCCUCCUCGCAACCUCUCUGUCCAGCUUGGGGUCAAGAGUUUCGCCCCUGGACCUGGUUUUGGCCUUCAGAAACGCUAUCCACCUGCUAAAGGCCGUCUGGUGGUGUGUGGUCAUGGCACUAUUGAGGGUGAUGGUGUUUUCUGCAUCCUGAGCGAUGAUCAUGGGCAAACGUGGAGAAACGGAGCUGCACUGAAGAGUAUCCCCUACAACCAGCCCAAAAAGAGCCUGGACUUCAACCCGGACGAGUGUCAGCCGGUGGAACUGCAGGAUGGAAGUAUAGUCAUUAACGUGCGAAACCAGAACAACUACCACUGCCGCUGUCGUAUGGUGGUGCGGAGUCUGGACGGAGGCGAGACGCUGCCUGUGGAGGAGCUGGUGUUUGACUACACGCUGGUGGACCCUGUGGUAGCGGCUGGAGCUCUACAGAAAGAUGGAGUGCUGUACUUCAGCAACCCAGCCAACUCCCACCAGAGGAUCAAUAUGACUCUCCGUUGGUCUCUAACAGAUGGUAGGUCGUGGGUGAACGAGGCCCUACAGAUUUGGCAGGGGCCGAGCGGUUACUCUUCGAUGACGGCGCUUGUCGGUAAUUCUGUUGAAGACAAGAAGUAUGUCUUCGUCAUCUACGAGAAGGGCCAUAAGAGCUCUGUUGAGACCAUCUCUGUCGCCAAGAUACACCUGUAUGGUGGCAGGUAAAACGAAAGUGAACAGUGUGAUGGAAAGAAAAAGGGAAACGGAAGUCACCUCAUUAAAUACUGGACCACCUGGAAUUUGUGGAUUUCAUGCAGUAAUUGAGACAACAAUCAUACAAAAAUAUUGAACUUUCUUGGUCAGAUUACGCAUUAAUUUUAUAUACAUAGAGAUAUAGAUAUAGAUAUAUAUAUCUAUAUAGAUAGAUAUAGAUAGAUAAAUAGAUUAUAUCAUUAAUUUUCUAAGUGAAAAUGAGUUAACACAUCCUCUACAGGUAAUAAAAUAAAAAAGACUUUUCUCUGUGAAUUUUAGUUUUACAUUUUCUGUUAAUUUGCUAAGUUCAACCAAAUGGGGAUAAAGGUCAAAUAUAAAUUGUGCCAUGACCUUUGCACAGGCUUUUAUCCCAAUACGUUAAAUUCAGGGAAUAAACAGUAAUUUUGCAUUAAAACGUGCAGACGUGUUUCUCUGUAGAGGACGUGUUCACUUUAUUUUUACUUUGAAACUCAAUGAUGUCAGGACUCGGAGCGCCUCGCCCUCCGACGCAGAGUCCUGGACGAUGUGGAUGAAACGCGUGUUGCUUAUCAAUUAAUUCCAAGUUAAGUUUUAGUGCUAAUUUAUUCUGUUCUUUAAUGCAAAAAAAGGGUCAUUAAAAUCAAAGGAUUCCUGCAAAAAGCAGAAAAGAGAAUACAGUCAAAAAGAUUAAAAAGCCUUCUUGCAGGAGGUUAAAGAAAUACGAAAGCCGAACUCCAGCCGAUGGUUCUGUUGAGGAAGGAGAAGGCCCUCUUUGUUUAUUAAGUUUCAGGUGACCAGUCGGCUCCCGGAUCGAAAAAAUGCAAAAAUUCACCACAUUUUUUCAAAUAUGGUCAGUGCUCCUCCCCGGGCACUCUCUUCACUCCUCCUCUCUGACCAUCCUAGGGUUCCCAUUGGCUAUCAUUAUAUUUACUUUUUGACACCUAUGUUUUGUCUGACAAGGACCAUUUUUACAACUUCUCCAUAAUGGGCCUUUUUUUAAUUAUUUAAGAGUUACGACCCAUUCCUGCUCGCUGCUUAUCUGUCUCCUCACUAUGUAUAUAUACUCACAGUGUAUUUCUUUACUUCUUUACUUACUUCGCUUAUCUCUCAAGGCCUUCUAACACUGCCUGGCACAAACACCUCUCGCACAGAAGCAUUAGGCCUAACUUUCCUACCUAAGGCUGCCGGCCUUGGUUAGGAUGACUCUAUAAUCUAUUUUAAUAGUUUCUAAAUGAAUGAUUGCUGCAGACCUUUUAUUAAUGGAUAUUCAAGGAUAUAUUUCAUUAAUACAUUCCCUCAAUAACAUGUAAUCUGACCAGAGAUGUCCAAAAUUUUGUGUACGAUUGUAAACGUUUGGCAACUGUAACAUAGAAGUUGAUCCCCUGGGCUGAAGUGGAGUCUAAUAGGUAGACAUGCUUAUUGUCUCCGUCUUGAAAUCAUCACAAAAAUCCAGCUUGGAGGUUCUUCAAACAGGGAUGGAAAAACCUGAGGAAUAUCAAGAAGAUGCGUAAUUGAUUGUCUUCUAACAGUUUAAAGCCCUCUUCAAAAUGGGCCAUCAAACCGUUUCACUAUUUCCCCACUCCAGCUUAGCCAAGUCAUCUCCCAGCAUGUGCAGUGAUUGCUUCAUGAGUUGAAAUGGCAAAAACACUGAACAUUACGGUCAUUACUUCCAGGACGGGAGUUUAACAUGGAUUCCAGAAGCACAUCAGUGUCUGAACAUCUGACCUUCAGAGCAAAAUGUGGCCUGGGAAUAUUUCCCUUUUGCAUUUAUUAAUUGAUGACUACUUUGUUAGUGUAGUGCAAGUACAACCCGCAGUAACUCAGCAUCUCAAAGAGUAUUUUUACGCUUCCAUGCAAAUGAAAACAGAGUUAUGGUAGAUGUUCGAGCUGCUUUCACUCUCUGUUGAAAAUGCAUGUGGUUUAUUUUUGCCUUCAUUUCAUUCUUCUGUGCACAUACAGUCGCAUGCAAAGGUUUAGGCAGCUCUGGUCAGAUUAUAUGCUUAGAUUUAAUUUUCCAAGUGAAAAUAAGUGAACACGUCCUCUGAAGAAUUUUUUUCCGAAUUUAACAAAUCGGGCAAAAAAAUGUGACCUGUGCAAAUGUUAUGGCGCUUUUUAUAUUUUGUUUUAUUUUAUCCAAUAUGUUGAUCUCAAGUAUAUAAAAUUGUGCACUAAAAUUUGCAGAACAAUUGCUUAUUUAAAUUUAUUCCCUCUAGAUGUGUUAAUUUACUUACAUUUAGAAAAUAAAAUGUGCAAGAGGGGUACAAAAUUUUGCAUGUAGUCUUGAGGAUAAGUGAAUGAGAAGUUUGAUAUAUGAGGCCCUAAGGGCUAUUAAUAUGCAUAGUUGAUUUAUUAUUAUUAUUAUUAUUUUUUGUAUUUUCAGUAGUGAUAUAGUUUAAUACAUGUAAUAAGUGUGGUGAUCCGGUGCUGAAGAAAAAUCACAUGGCACCCCCCUUUAAAUCACAACAUGCACAAUGGAAUCAAGAAUUGAUUGAUUUUGGGAUUUAGUAUGCACCUCCAGCAGUCCAGUAUUCAGAUCAGUUGUCUUUUACUGGUUGUACUGUACGAAUGAAUUUUUGAACUCAGGUAUUCUUUCUCUUGGACAUAUUAUUUUUAAUGUGCUAAGAACUCCUAAUACUGGCCUUAGGAGAUGGGCUACAAUAGAAUGUGAAAGGAGCAUGCCAUUAACCUCACUGUAUUAGUGUACAUAUGACUUCACUCCAGUCAUUACAGUUUGUCCACUGUUUUAUUUCAAACAGGAAAUGACGUCAAAUAUGCAAAGAGAUGAGAGAAAGUGUACGAGUGAUCAAUUUAUGUUUGUCUUAAUUCCAGUUGUACUUCUGUGAAGUCAAAAUACACUUUUAAAAACCCA